This is a messenger RNA of Hypomesus transpacificus, 4663 nucleotides long. RefSeq names its product serine/threonine-protein kinase tousled-like 2. Bases 705 to 2810 code for a protein of 701 amino acids. Gene Ontology annotation, biological process: intracellular signal transduction; peptidyl-serine phosphorylation; chromosome segregation. Gene Ontology annotation, molecular function: ATP binding; protein serine/threonine kinase activity. Gene Ontology annotation, cellular component: nucleus. The record is from RefSeq and is a predicted model, not a curated record. Lineage: Eukaryota; Metazoa; Chordata; Actinopteri; Osmeriformes; Osmeridae. The transcript is spliced from 21 exons.
UCUGUUGUCUUGGUCCCUCCACUCUAGCUUUCAAAUCAUUCACGUUGUGUCAUAUAUUGUAUUAUCCGAACAGUCGUACAGGAUCAAGUGGACAGGGAUCUGGGGUUCAUGGUGCACUGCAAAUGAAGCAGUACACAACCCUGUCUCUCUUGAGCUCGCCUCUGGAUUGAACCCAUCUCUGAUCUUUAAUCGCUCGACUCAGUCUAAUAAUGCUAGCUGGCCAAAAGGUUGCUUGCUAUUUUCAAUAUAGCUAGCUUGCUAGUGACGUUAGCUUAGCUUAUUUCAAGAAGUGGGGUCAAAAAGUUGUCGUCUUUUACUAAUAACUGCGGCACAAUGGCAAUUUAAAUGUCAUUCGACGUCCUUGGAAGCGGAUAUUCAGAUAGAACAACAAUCAGGCCAUUUUCAAGGAAGAUACACAAACAACCCCGGGGUUGCCUGUGCAGGGGCGGCUAGGCGGGCGUGGAAACCCUCGAGGAUCCCGGGCCAUCAUUUUUUUUUUUGCUACCUGGCUAGUUGGUUAGCUAUGGGUGCAUUUUUAUCUUUUUAAGUCCUAGUUGGCUACAUGAAUACGGACCAUGCUGUAUUGAACGGUUCUUUGUGUGAAGUGUCCGGGCUUUGGAGAGAUUAAGGGACAGCAACCACAGCCUGAGCCCGAGAGAAGGACUAAAUAAAGCCCUCGACUGGGAAGUGACACCGGUGCAGACAUGAUGGAAGAGCUGCAUAGUCUGGACCCCCGGCGCCAGGAACUGCUGGAGGCCCGUUUCACAGGAGUCGGAGUAGCCAAGGGUUCGGGACAGAAUGAAUCAUCCAACCAGAGUCUAUGCAGUGUGGGCUCGCUGAGUGACAAGGAACUGGAGACACCAGAGAAGAAGCCCAAUGACCAGAGAACGAGGAAAAGGAAAGGAGAGCCGUAUGACAGUGGACAGGGUAAAGGAGGUGCGAGAGGGCACAAAAUUAGUGAUUACUUUGAGUUUGCCGGUGGUAGUUGUCCAGGCACCAGUCCAGCCCGGGGCAUCCCUCCACUGGUGCGCUCCUCACCUCAGCACUCCCUCUCUAACCCCCCAGUGCCGGUCCAGCAGGGCAGCCCCUCAUCAACAGGCUCCGGCCACACGGACCCCUCCUCCUCUUCUUCCUCCUCUCUAAAGCCAGCGCUGCCCUACUCCUCCUCUCACAAAGCCACUCAGUCGGACCUGACAAUAGAGAAGCUAACAGCACUAGAGAACAACAAGAGUUCCGACCUGGAGAAGAAAGAGGGAAGGAUAGACGACUUGCUUAGGGCCAACUGUGACCUGAGGAGGCAGAUUGACGAGCAGCAGAGGAUGCUGGAGCGAUACAAGGAGCGCCUGAACAAGUGUGUCACCAUGAGCAAGAAGCUGCUCAUCGAGAAGUCGAAACAGGAGAAGAUGGCGUGCAGAGACAAGAGCAUGCAGGACAGGCUGCGUCUGGGUCACUUCACCACCGUGAGACACGGAGCCUCCUUCACGGAGCAGUGGACCGACGGCUACGCCUUCCAGAACCUCAUCAAGCAGCAGGAGAGGAUCAACACCCAGAGGGAGGACAUCGAGAGGCAGCGCAAGCUGCUGGGGAAGAGGAAGCCCCCCGCGGCCACCCAGACGCCCCUGCCCAGCCCAGAGCAGAACAAACGCAAGAGCAAGAGCAACGGCCAGGAGAACGAAGCGUUGUCGCUUGCAGAAUAUCACGAGCAGGAGGAGAUUUUCAAACUCCGGCUUGGCCAUCUCAAAAAGGAAGAGGCGGAGAUUCAGGCAGAGCUGGAAAGGUUGGAGCGAGUAAGGAACCUGCACAUCCGGGAACUGAAGAGAAUACACAACGAGGACAACUCGCAAUUCAAAGACCAUCCUACGUUAAAUGACCGAUACCUUCUAUUAUAUUUACUUGGAAGAGGUGGCUUCAGUGAAGUCUAUAAGGCCUUCGACCUAACGGAACAGAGAUACGUAGCUGUUAAAAUCCACCAGCUCAACAAGAACUGGAGGGAUGAGAAGAAGGAGAAUUAUCACAAACACGCGUGUAGAGAGUACAGAAUUCACAAGGAACUGGACCACCCCCGCAUAGUCAAACUCUACGACUACUUCUCGCUUGACACAGACUCGUUCUGCACGGUGCUGGAGUACUGCGAGGGGAACGAUCUGGACUUCUACCUGAAGCAGCACAAGCUGAUGUCAGAGAAGGAGGGCCGCUCCAUCAUCAUGCAGAUCGUCAACGCCCUCAAGUACCUCAACGAGAUCCGACCGCCCAUCAUCCACUACGACCUCAAACCCGGCAACAUCCUCCUUGUCAACGGAACGGCUUGCGGUGAGAUCAAGAUCACCGACUUUGGCUUGUCCAAGAUCAUGGAUGACGACAGCUACAACUCUGUGGAUGGGAUGGAGCUGACCUCCCAGGGGGCGGGGACAUACUGGUACCUCCCCCCAGAGUGCUUUGUGGUUGGGAAGGAACCCCCUAAGAUCUCCAACAAGGUGGAUGUGUGGUCCGUGGGGGUCAUCUUCUACCAGAGCCUCUAUGGACGCAAGCCAUUUGGUCACAACCAGUCUCAGCAGGACAUCCUACAGGAGAACACUAUCCUAAAGGCUACAGAAGUGCAGUUUCCUCCCAAACCCGUUGUCACGACAGAAGCAAAGGCCUUUAUACGCCGCUGCCUCGCCUACCGCAAGGAGGACCGCAUCGACGUGCUGCAGCUGGCCAGCGACCCCUUCCUGAUGCCCCACAUCCGCAAGUCCCUGGGCACCAGUGGGCCCCUGGCACCGCCCAUGCCUUCCACCUCGAGCUCCUACAACAGCAGUGCCUCAAACUGAGGAGGACGUACCACCAAAAUAGACACUAGCCUCUUUCCUCCCUGGCUCUUCUGGUUAGGACUGGGAGAGACUGAUGGUAUGAAGGAGGGUAGAACAAUGAAUAGGGUGAACAACAAAGAGCAGCGCUAAAAGCAGAUACUGCUGGAGGAAGACCGAAGUGCUCCGAAUACCAAAUCAGCUAAAUGAAGGGCCAGUGUGUGAACCCAACUGGGUUGCCUCAGCAUGCAUGACAAAGACACACACACACACACCGUGUCUCAAAGAAGGGAAACCCUUGCUUGUACAGAGGAGCAGCUUACAUGUCAAAAGCCCAGGAGAAUCUCAACCAAGAGGAAGUUGAGAUGACCAAGCACCUCCGUUCAGUUUUUCGAGAGUAGAAACAUUGCUCUUUUCAUCCGUUACUGCUUGAAACUGUAUCAUACAUUGGACUAUAUUUCUAAAUAAUAGAAUUAUCAAUUUAAAUGCCUUGUGAACAUUGAACUGAGGACUUUUUUGGAAGGACUCGGAAGAAUGGGGGAUUUCUCUUUGGUGACCAAAGUUCAAGGCAUGCCUAACUGAUACGGCAUCUCCAUUAAGCACGCAAAUGUUGACAUCGUGAAGAUUGAUGGAAGGCUUGUCACGUUUGACGCUUGUUUUGAAUAUUUUAUUGGAUUUUGAACUGGAAGUGGACUUCUUAUUUUCGGUGGUUCAGUCCAUAUUUUUUCAUGAGAUUUCCUCCCUAAUGUUUUUCUUAACUUUCAAAGGGUGGCCAAAUCUACUAAUAUGUGUUGUGAGGAGGAGCCUCAGCAGAACUGCAUAUAAACAUUAAAUCCAACCGUUGGUAAGACUUUGGCUUGUCAUGUUACUCUGAAAAGGAUGACUUAAGGCAGAAUCAAUUAAAAGGAAUUUAUUGCAAAUCAUGCAGUGUUAGAAUUGAAAUUGUACAUAGACAAAGAAAUACUUGCAACAUUAUAACAGUACAGUGUGGAACCUGAAUUAUCUCUCAAACAGAAUGUUCUGCAGGAAGAGAAACUUGAAUUACUUUUGUCGUAAUAUUGGAAUAUGCACACCAUAACUCAAUGCCAACAAGGUAUCAGAAACCCAAUUAUGGUCUAAAAUAGUUUACUUUUAUGUAAUAACACUAAUGCUUAUUACUACAGGGUCAGUGCAAUGGCAAGAUAAUGCAUAAGAAACAUGCUAAAUAUAUGGAUGGCAAAAUGACACAUAUUGAUAGUAUCACAUUCCUUAUUGCUUUUUGCUUUAGCUUGCUGUAGCACAAGGAUGCAAUGUUGUGUUUUGAAUAAGUAGGUCUAGGUUCAUGACAUUAUUUGUGUAGGGAUAGAACCAUACAAUGCAUCACACAGUGAUAGAGGCAUAUAUUGCCUUGGGUGAUAUCACUUAUCACUAGACAUCCAACAGAAGAGUAGUAGCAAAAUAAUAAAGGUUGACUAAAUGAAAGUGCCAAUUUCACCAAAUCACAUUAGGUCCUAACACUCAGUGCACUCUGCAAGUUUGAUAUGAAAGAUGUAACACAUAUCUAACAAAUGUUAAGAGGACAUGAAAAAUAACAUUUCUUCUGACAGCGUCCAAACAAAGACAAAUUUAAGUGUUCAACCGUGCACAAAAUCUUUUAGGUUUAGCCGUUUGCCCACCAAAAGCCAUGACUAAUAAGAAUAAUAUUCAAAUAAUUUAAACUGGCUCACUCUUGCUCAUCUGCGAUCCUUGCAAUGUGACACGCAAAUACAGAUCUUUUCAGUACAAUUCAGGAGCACAAAGAUGUAGAUAGGUUUGGGAUCCACUCACUAUGAGAGAAGAUUCAACUCUGGAUUGUGUCCCUGAAGUCUCACAGGACUCAAUUAGGUUUGGGUAAAACA